AUGAAUGAGGCCAAUGUGGUGUGCAGGCAGCUGGGCUGUGGGCGUGCCCUUGCAGCCCCUGUGGAGGCCCACUUUGGUGAAGGCUCAGGCGAGUUUGUGCUGGAUGAUGUGGAUUGCAUCGGAAGAGAGAGUUUUCUGGGACAGUGCCCUCAUGCAGGCUGGUCUAUCCAUAACUGUGGUCCUGGAGAAGAUGCCAGCAUUGUCUGUGCAGAAGCAGAGUUAUCAUCCUCUCCAUCAUCAUUAUCCUCCUCAUCAUCAGUGUCAUCUUCAUCACUGCCAUCCUCCUCCUCCUCUUCAUCUCCAUCCUCUUCAUCAUCAUCUUCUCCAUCAUCACCGUCAUCAUCAUCACUGUCAUCAUCAUCCUCAUCAAUGUCUUCAUCAUCAUCAACAUCAUCAUUGCCAUUGUCAUCUCUGUCAUCAUCAUCAUCAUCACUAUCAUCACUGUCAUCAUCCUCAUCAAUGUCUUCAUCAUCAUUGCCAUCAUCAUUGAUGUCAUCUUCAUCAUCAUCGUCAUUGCCAUCCUCCUCAUCCUCGUCAUCCCCAUCCUCUUUAUCAUCAUCAUCAUCUUCUUCUCCAUCGUCACUGUCAUCAUCAUCCUCAUUGUCAUCAAUACCAUCAUCAAGAUCAUCUUCAUCAUUGUCAUCAUCAUUGCCAUCCUCCUCCUCAUCUUUAUCAUCUUCAUCAUCCUCAUCGUCUCCAUCCUCUUCAUCAUCAUCUUCUCCAUCAGCAUUGUCGUCAUCAUCAGUGCCAUCAUUAUCAGCAGCAGCAGCAUUACCAUCACCACUACUAUUAUCAGCAAAAACUAGUCAAUCUAUUGAUGCCUUCUCCGAGCCUUCACUGACCACAGCCCCUGAGGCCUUGACUCUUCCACCAGCAGGGGCCUGGCUGGAGGUGAGGCUGGUGAACGGCACAGGGAGGUGCUCAGGCCGCGUGGAGCUCCUCGCCCAGGGCACGUGGGGAACUGUGUGUGACGACCUCUGGGACCUGGCCGAGGCCACUGUUGUGUGCCACCAGCUGCAGUGUGGCCAGGCUGUGGCGGCCCCCACAGGGGCCCAUUUUGGGGCUGGCUCAGGGUGGAUCCUGCUGGAUGACAUGCAGUGUGCAGGCAGUGAGAGCCACCUGGGACAGUGCGUGCACACGAGCCAGGCUGGGCUCAACUGUGGGCACCUGGAGGACGCCAGUGUCAUCUGUGCAGGUGCUGACGACUCAGCAGACCCCACUCCUACCAUGGAGCCAGCAGCUGCCAGCCCGUCCUACCCCCUACCAGGAUCCUGGAUAGAGGUGAGGCUGGUGAAUGGCGCAGGGAGGUGCUCAGGCCGAGUGGAGAUCCUCGCCCAGGACACGUGGGGGACCGUGUGUGAUGACCUCUGGGACCUGGCCGAGGCCACCGUCGUGUGCCGCCAGCUGCAGUGUGGCCAGGCCUUGGCAGCCCCCACAGGGGCCCACUUCGGGGCAGGCUCUGGGCAGAUCCUGCUCGACAAUGUUCAGUGUACAGGCAGCGAGAGCCACCUGGGGCAGUGUGUGCACAAGGGCUGGGAUGGGCUCAACUGCGGGCAUCCGGAGGAUGCUGGUGUCAUCUGUGCAGGUGCUGACGGUUCUCCGGCCCCCAGUCCCACUGCAGAGCCCGAAGCUGCACCUCCAUCAGACAUGCUCACAGGUGAUGGGUUAUCUGCAACCAUAGCCACGACACAGUCGGCAGCCCUGCGCUCCACACCCACACCCCUGGCAGGGGCCUGGAUGGAGGUGAGGCUGGUGAAUGGCACGGGGAGGUGCUCAGGCCGUGUGGAGGUCUUUGCCCAGGGCACAUGGGGCACCGUGUGUGACGACCUGUGGGACCUAGCCGAGGCCACCAUUGUGUGCCGCCAGCUGCAGUGUGGCCAGGCCCUGGCAGCCCCCACAGGGGCCCACUUUGGGAUGGGCUUUGGGAAAAUCCUGCUGGAUGACAUGCAGUGUGCAGGCAACGAGAGCCACCUGGGACAGUGCAUGCACAGGGGCCAGUCUGGGCUCAAUUGUGGGCACUUGGAGGAUGCUGGUGUCAUCUGUGCAGGCAGUGAGAACCACCUGGGUCAGUGUGUGCACAGGGGCUGGGAUGGGCUCAACGGCGGGCACCUGGAGGAUGCCAGCAUCAUCUGUGCAGGUGCUGACGGUUCUCCGGCCCCCAGUCCCACUGCAGAGCCCGAAGCUGCACCUCCAUCAGACAUGCUCACAGGUGAUGGGCUAUCUGCAACCACAGCCACGACACAGCUGGCAGCCCUGCACUCCACACUCACACCCCUGGCAGUCAAUUGA
This is a messenger RNA of Orycteropus afer afer, 2289 nucleotides long. Lineage: Eukaryota; Metazoa; Chordata; Mammalia; Tubulidentata; Orycteropodidae. The record is from RefSeq and is a predicted model, not a curated record.